UCGAACAGCUGAUUAGCCAAGAAUUUUUUCAACACGCGGGAGCUCUCGCCGUCUUUUUAGUUUGGGAAAUGAGCAUUAUACUCAUAGUUGUACAACUUCUCAAGUAAAAAAAGUCACACUCCCCCAAAAUGGCUGAAGCUGCUUUAAGAGAACUAAUUGAAAUGCUAAUGAGUGAGAAGGAAGACGUAAGACUUGGUGCACACCUGACUUUGGCACAACUGAGUGGAACAUCUGAGGGAGCUCUGCUUGUUGGCCAAUGUUCCAGCAUCAUGAAUUUGGUUAUUGGAUCUUUAGUUACCAUCUCCCCUGAAGAUUCAUCUCAGCUGCUCCCUACAGUUCUUACACUGCUCACCAAUAUUGCAGUGACACCUGCUGGUGCCAAAGCAGUGUUAUCACACUUGAAAACAAUGCUGCCUUCAGUACUCAAGUUAAUCACAGAGCCUAAGAGUCGACAUGCUGAUCGAGCUUGUGCUUUGCUGGUGAACAUCACGCACCAAAAGGAGCAUUGCCAGGCAGUACUGCAGUGUGUGCAAGAGACCAGCAGCUCCGCGCUACACACCUUGCUCCUAGCAGCGACCAACACCUCCUACAACACCGCCGACAACUCCUUAGACCUCCUCAUGUCUGUCUUUGAAAAUAUCUCUCAGCUCCCUGAGGGAAGGAAAGCAUUGCUUGAUCGCAAAAGUGUGAUGAUCCAACGGCUGCUUCCUUUCACGCAGUACAUGGCCUCCACUUCCAGACGAAGAUCAGCUGUUGCCACGCUGCAUAACUGCUGCUUCCAGAAGGUAGAUCUGUGCGCUACAAGCACCAGCAGAGAGCGGCUCCGCAAGCUCAAUAUUUAUCUCGUGCUCCGUGAGCUCCACAAAUGGGAAACGAAUGAACCCUGCCUGACGCUCCUCGAAGACCUGGUUAACAUUUUAAUCAGAACUGAGGAGGAAAUCGGAGUUGAUGACCUCAGCUCCAUGGAAAUCCCCGAAGACUUGCGGAAGAAAUUCGAGGACCUGAACAAACAGAAUGAAGACGACCCAAUACCGGCGCCGAGCAAGAGUGAAUAAAGCUUACCGUGAUAAUAUUUUCUUUAAUUUAUUUAGUAAUAAUCCUUCUGACUACGUCAAAGGUUGGAGACUAGGAAAUAGGGACUAAUAUGUAUUAGAAAACAAUGAAAUAAAAAAUUUAGUUUAAGACUAAACAAAUACUUAUCUACGUUAUCGUUAACUAUCGACUAAAGGUUGCUCUAAAAUAUGAUUUUUUUACAGGAAAUACCAUACGAGGCUGAAAAAACCUUA
Hyalella azteca is the source of this 1286-nucleotide messenger RNA. RefSeq names its product protein HGH1 homolog. Bases 129 to 1055 code for a protein of 308 amino acids. The transcript has 7 exons. The record is from RefSeq and is a predicted model, not a curated record. Lineage: Eukaryota; Metazoa; Arthropoda; Malacostraca; Amphipoda; Hyalellidae.